AUAAAGGAGUGGACUAUAAAAUCCGACAUUGGUCAACUGCAGAGUUCUCGCUGGGGUAGUACUGUUCAGAGGUUUCAUCACACACUGAAGUGGAAGUCCAAUUUCAGAGAAGGCAUUUACACCGCUUUUUGAAGAAAGAAUAAACCUUAGGGACCAAAGGAUUACAAUAUGAACCGGACAACCAACAGGCAAACCACCUCUUCAUCCUCUUACAAGAGGAUGUUCGGCGGCGAAGGACGGCCCAGUGUCGGGAUGGCUCGGUCCACCUUGUCUAGCCGCCAGUACUCGAGCCCGGUGCGCUCCUCUCGGAUGUCCUACAGCGUCUCCUCCGCUCCGCCGAGCAUUUACGCCUCCAAGAAUGUCCGACUUCGCAGCAGCGCCCCGAUGCCCCGGCUCUCGUCGGAUACGGUGGACUUCGCCCUGUCCGAUGCCAUCAACUCGGAGUUCAAAGCCAACCGGACCAACGAGAAGGCGGAGAUGCAGCACCUCAAUGACAGGUUCGCCAGCUACAUCGACAAAGUGCGCUUUCUGGAGCAGCAAAACAAGAUCCUGUUAGCGGAGCUGGAACAGCUAAAGGGCAAAGGCGCGUCCCGUAUCGGGGAUCUGUACGAAGAUGAGAUGAGGGAUCUGCGGAGGCAGGUGGACCAGCUCACCAAUGAGAAAGCCCAUGUCGAAGUGGACCGGGACAACAUGGGAGAGGACAUCGAGAGGCUCAGAGAGAAGCUCCAAGAUGAGAUGAUCCAGAAAGAGGAAGCAGAGCACAACCUGCAGAGCUUCAGACAGGAUGUGGACAAUGCCUCCCUUGCUCGUCUGGACCUGGAGAGGAAGGUGGAGUCUCUUCAGGAGGAAAUCAUCUUCCUCAGGAAGCUGCAUGAUGAGGAGGUUGCUGAGCUGCAGGCACAGAUCCAGGAUCAGCAUGUCCAGAUUGAUAUGGAUGUUGCCAAGCCUGAUCUGACGGCUGCCCUGAGGGACGUGCGUGUGCAGUACGAGACCCUGGCCAGCAGGAACCUCCAGGACUCUGAAGACUGGUACAAGUCCAAGUUUGCUGACCUGUCGGAGGCUGCAAACCGUAACACCGAUGCCAUCCGGCAGGCCAAGCAGGAAGCUAACGAGUACAGGCGUCAGGUACAGGCCCUAACCUGUGAGGUGGAUUCUCUCAAAGGAACUAAUGAGUCCAUGGAGCGUCAGAUGAGGGAGCUGGAGGAGAGCUUUGGCUGCGAGGCUAAUAACUUCCAGGACACCAUCUCUCGCCUGGAAGACGACAUCAGGAACAUGAAGGAUGAGAUGGCCCGUCACCUCAGAGAGUACCAGGACCUUCUCAACGUCAAGAUGGCCCUGGACAUAGAGAUCGCCACCUACAGGAAGCUGCUGGAGGGAGAAGAGAGCAGAAUUACCACUCCCAUGCCCAACUUCUCAUCAUUUAACCUGAGAGAAUCCAUGCUGGAGGCAAGACCAAUGAUUGACAACAUGUCAAAGAAGGUUGUGAUCAAGACCAUUGAAACUAGAGAUGGUCAUGUGAUCAAUGAGUCCACCCAGAACCAUGAUGACUUGGAGUGAACAUCACAUAGCAUGUCUCUAUUGAGAAGAGAAAAUAGUUAGCAGCAGCAUACUGGGGGGAAAAUACACUGUCUGGGGAUGAGAAGGCAAAAUGGGAUAUUUCUGUUUGUGAGUAAAACUAAACAAAAACAGCUUUAAAAGUGCCUUUAUGACAUGUUAGGGUACUUGCUGAUGGUAGGGGUGUUGCUAGGUAGGAUAGACACUGUUUAGAGGAGAUGAAACCAGCUUUACUGAAUGUUUCUGUUUGACCACAGACACUGGGCAAUUCUCAAAUGACACUUAUUUUUUCAUGUUAUAGUGCUCUACCUUUUUAUAGGGCUCUAGUGAAAAGUAGUGCACUAAGGGAAUAGGGUGUCAUUUGUGAUGCAACCACACUGAGUCUAGUUUACACUUGCGCUGUUAGACUUAGACCAUAGCAACACUUUGAGCAAUGGCUGUUUUUUUUCUAUUCUAAUUUACCAAAAUCAUGGGAAGGAUUGAAGCACUGUUUCAUGUACACAAACGAGACCAACACAACUGUCAACGCUUCUGUAAGUCAAUAAAGCUUUGAGGAAAAUAACA
Messenger RNA from Oncorhynchus kisutch (coho salmon), 2118 nucleotides. It is a transcript of the gene vim, whose product is annotated as vimentin. The transcript is spliced from 9 exons. The record is from RefSeq and is a predicted model, not a curated record. Gene Ontology annotation, molecular function: structural constituent of cytoskeleton. The coding region runs from base 169 to 1557 and encodes 462 amino acids. Gene Ontology annotation, cellular component: intermediate filament; cytoplasm; plasma membrane. Gene Ontology annotation, biological process: intermediate filament organization. Lineage: Eukaryota; Metazoa; Chordata; Actinopteri; Salmoniformes; Salmonidae.